AUGGCAGGUCAUGUCACGUCCUACUCCCUGUUUGGCUUCGCCUUGCUAUCACUACGCGCGGAUGCUGUCUGCAAGCUUCUCCAAGCUGACAGCUUUCGCGUUCGAUCUUCGCAUCUAAGCCUGAGCAUGGCUGGAAGGUAUUGGAAUGACAAUGCUGGCGGUCUUUGGUUGCAGAGCUAUUUCCUGUCUUCCUUCACACUGCAAACUGUGGCGGUGAGUAUGGUGGACGCGGACUUCCGCCGCAAGACUUUCUCUCGUGGCAGUGGCGACUCGGAGUGCUGUGACGCCGGAGAUGUAUUUCUGCUGUGCGGCGCAGCCUCAUUGCAGCUGUAG
Molecule: messenger RNA, 333 nt
Organism: Symbiodinium natans
Lineage: Eukaryota; Dinophyceae; Suessiales; Symbiodiniaceae
Source: the annotation of a GenBank genome assembly